Gallus gallus (chicken) is the source of this 522-nucleotide messenger RNA. It is a transcript of the gene PDE6G, whose product is annotated as phosphodiesterase 6G. The transcript is spliced from 4 exons. The record is from RefSeq and is marked validated. Gene Ontology annotation, cellular component: photoreceptor outer segment membrane. Bases 150 to 413 code for a protein of 87 amino acids. Gene Ontology annotation, biological process: visual perception; positive regulation of epidermal growth factor receptor signaling pathway; positive regulation of G protein-coupled receptor signaling pathway. Gene Ontology annotation, molecular function: cGMP binding; 3',5'-cyclic-nucleotide phosphodiesterase activity. Lineage: Eukaryota; Metazoa; Chordata; Aves; Galliformes; Phasianidae.
AGAGCACCCAGAGGACGCGUGGAGCAGGCUGGAGGGAGUCAUUUGGAGCAGCACUGGCCUUGGGGACGGCGUGAGGAACCACCCCGUGCCAGCACCAGAGCCACAGGGACAGCCGUGACGCGGGGCGGGCUGCUAGCUCUGCUACAGCCAUGAGCUUGGAGCCCCACAAACCGGAGCUCAAGUCAGCCACCAGGGUGACCGGGGGACCCGCCACCCCCCGAAAAGGACCACCUAAGUUCAAGCAGAGGCAGACGCGGCAAUUCAAGAGCAAGCCACCCAAAAAGGGGGUGCAGGGGUUUGGCGAUGACAUCCCGGGCAUGGAGGGGCUAGGAACAGAUAUCACCGUGAUCUGCCCUUGGGAAGCCUUCAGCCACCUGGAGCUGCACGAGCUGGCCCAGUAUGGCAUCAUCUAGGCUGGCCACGGCCACCACCACCUGCCCUAUAGCAGUGCUUUUUUAGAAACUGCCCCAUCCACACAGUGGGACAUAGCCUGGAGAAACACUCAUUAAAACCCAAAAUAAA